Dermatophagoides farinae (American house dust mite) is the source of this 738-nucleotide messenger RNA. RefSeq lists its product as uncharacterized. The record is from RefSeq and is a predicted model, not a curated record. NCBI's taxonomy places the organism in Eukaryota, Metazoa, Arthropoda, Arachnida, Sarcoptiformes, Pyroglyphidae.
ACACAUUCAUCCACUGAGAAUUUGGCGUCUAAACUUUUUGAUUUGUUUAUUAUUUUCAAUAUUUUGAAUUUCGAAACAAUCAUGAAUAAUCAAUCAAGUUCAGCUAUCCAAAACAAAAUGGAUAAAGUUUUUCAAUUGUAUGAAGAAUUUUUGGCCAAUCAAGAUUCCGAUUGUAGUGUUGAUCUGAAAAAUUCCGAUAUUGAUUUUUUAUUUGAAGACGAUGAUGAUGGUGAUGUGGAUAUUGAAAAAUUCAACAAUUCCCUCUAUAACGACAAAAUACAAAAUACACCAUCAUCGAAAUGUCAGGAUAAUAAUAAUGACCAGCUGAUACGUACAUUAUCAGAACAAAUAAUAUCAGCUUGGAAAGCUACUUCCGAAUAUCGUAAUGAAUUUUUACGUGAAAAUGUUCCCGAACAAAUGCUUGUUUCGGAUAAAUUGAAAUUAGAAACAACUACCGAAGAAGAAAUAUUGGAAACAGCAAAAACAUUAAUUGAAGAUUUAAAGUAUAAAGAAAGUGAAUAUCCCAAACUAAUGGCGAAAAUUUUACGAAAAAAAUACCGUAAAAUAUUAGAUGAUUUGAAUGAAAAUUUCAAUGCCGAUGAGGAAAGAUUUGCUAAACAAAUGGAAUCAAUCAAGCAACAAACAAUGAAAACAUCGGAUCAAUGUUAUUAUGAAAAUUUUCAUUCAAUAAUCAAACGAAUACUCAGCCAAAAAAAGUUUAUUGGUCAAUUUCCAUAA